AUGGGUCUGGAUUGGCUUGAGGUUGGCGUGCCCACGCUGGAUCGCCCCUUCGGUGUCGCGCUGUGGCCUAUCUUCGAAAAGGCCUUCGAGCCCAUCGCUGGCUACAAGCCGCAAGACUUCCGCUUCGUGCAGGGCGAGACCCCUCUGUCGACAUUCAAGAGCUGCGCAGCCUUCCUUGUCACAUACUACAUCAUCAUCUUCGGCGGUCGCGAGUUAAUGCGCGGACGUGAGCCAUUCAAGCUCAACUUCCUGUUCAAGAUCCACAACUUCUACCUUACUGCGAUCAGCGGCAUUCUUCUGGCGCUCUUCGCCGAGCAGUUGAUUCCUACGGUUUCUCGACAUGGUCUCUUUUUUGCCAUUUGCGACCAUAAGGGUGGCUGGACAGACAAGCUGGUCAUUCUGUACUACCUCAACUACCUUACCAAGUUCGUCGAGCUGAUUGACACUUGCUUCCUUUUCCUCAAGAAGAAGCCCCUAACCUUCCUCCACACCUACCACCAUGGCGCGACCGCUAUGCUCUGCUACACCCAGCUUAUCGGCCACACCCCCGUUUCUUGGCCAGUCAUCACCCUGAACUUGGCCGUUCACGUUGUCAUGUACUGGUACUACUUUCAGAGUGCGCGCGGCAUCCGAAUCUGGUGGAAGAAGUACAUCACAGUUGGCCAGAUUACCCAAUUUGUCCUCGAUCUUGGAUUCAUCUACUUCGCCUCAUGGACCUACUUCACCAGCACCUACGCUCCCCACAUGCCCAACUUGGGCAAGUGCGCCGGAGAGGAGUUCGCUGCUAUCUCCGGAAUGGUCAUCAUCACCUCAUACCUAUUCCUCUUUAUCGGUUUCUACCUCGCUACAUACAAGAAGCCAGUGCCUAAGGGCCGCCGCAGGGCUACCAGCGCGUUGGUCGAGAUGAAGGAUGAGAAAGUCCCGACUGUCGGUGAAGCCCGCAGGCGUCUUUCUACUUCCCGUCCUGCCUCCGUCCUUUCUAACGGUGCUGCUACAGGUGCUUCGCCCAGCGGAACACCCAAUGGUCGCACCACCAGGAGCCGCAAGGCCUAG
Molecule: messenger RNA, 1053 nt
Organism: Ascochyta rabiei
Lineage: Eukaryota; Fungi; Ascomycota; Dothideomycetes; Pleosporales; Didymellaceae
Product: Very-long-chain 3-oxoacyl-CoA synthase
Exons: 4
Coding region: 1-1053 (350 amino acids)
Biological process (GO): sphingolipid biosynthetic process; fatty acid elongation, saturated fatty acid; very long-chain fatty acid biosynthetic process
Cellular component (GO): endoplasmic reticulum membrane
Molecular function (GO): fatty acid elongase activity
Source: RefSeq, a predicted model, not a curated record